Messenger RNA from Lodderomyces jiufengensis, 1359 nucleotides. It is a transcript of the gene HOS2, whose product is annotated as histone deacetylase. The coding region runs from base 1 to 1359 and encodes 452 amino acids. The record is from RefSeq and is a predicted model, not a curated record. Lineage: Eukaryota; Fungi; Ascomycota; Pichiomycetes; Serinales; Debaryomycetaceae. The transcript has a single exon. Gene Ontology annotation, molecular function: histone deacetylase activity.
AUGAUAAACAUACUCAUAAGUGAAACUGAUACUUUCACAGUUGAUGAAACAACGAAAGAUCAUAUACCACUCCAUCAUCCAAAUGAUACCAAAAACUUAAAUGUAUCUUACCAUUAUAAUCCAGAAGCCAGCAGAUAUCAUUACGGAGCUCUACAUCCAAUGAAACCAUUUAGAUUAAUGUUGACUGAUCAUUUAAUAAUAUCUUAUAAAUUAUAUGAAAAAAUGGAUCUAUAUACACCAAGAAAAGCAUCAAAAGAUGAACUACUACAAUUUCAUUCAGAAGAUUAUAUAGAUUUUUUACAAUCAAUAACUCCAGAAAGUUGUAAGACUUUAGAUUCUUCAACUUUAGCAAGAUUUAAUAUUGGUGAUGAUUGUCCAAUUUUCGAUGGUAUUUUCAGUUAUUCACAAAUUUAUGCUGGUGCAUCAUUAGAUGCAACAAGAAAAUUAAUUAAUGGAAUGUCUGAUAUUGCAAUAAAUUGGUCUGGUGGAUUACAUCAUGCAAAAAAAUUUGAACCAAGUGGAUUUUGUUAUGUGAAUGAUAUCGUUUUAAGUAUAAUAAAUUUAUUAAGAGUUCAUCCAAGAGUCAUGUAUAUAGAUAUUGAUUUACAUCAUGGUGAUGGAGUUCAAGAAGCAUUUUAUACAACUGAUAGAGUUAUGACUGUAAGUUUUCAUAAAUAUAAUGGAGAAUUUUUUCCAGGAACUGGUUCAGUUGAUGAAAUAGGUUUAGGUGAUGGUAAGAAUUUUGCAAUAAAUGUUCCUUUAAGAGAUGGAAUUGAUGAUGAUAAUUAUAUAAGAUUAUUCAAACUGAUAAUGGAACCAUUAAUAACGAAAUUUCAACCAACUUGUAUUGUUCAACAAUGUGGAGCUGAUUCUUUGGGGUAUGAUAGAUUAGGAUGUUUUAAUUUGAAUAUAAGAGCUCAUGGUGAAUGUGUUAAUUUUAUAAAAAGUUUUGGUAUACCAAUGUUAGUAUUAGGAGGUGGUGGAUACACUCCAAGAAAUGUAAGCAGACUAUGGUGUUAUGAAACCUCAAUAUUAAACGAUGUUAGUCUAGAUCAUAAAAUACCCAAUUAUUUACCCACAUAUGAUUGGUUUGGACCAGAUUUUUCAUUACAUCCACAAUUAGAAGGUAGAAUUGAUAAUAAAAAUAGUAGGAAAUAUUUAGAAAGUGUUAAACAAGAAAUUAUGGAACAAAUUAGGUAUCUAAAUUCUGCACCUUCUGUUCAAAUGUAUGAAAUUCCACCUGAUAUAACUGGAUUAACUGAGGAAGAAGAUCAAAUUUUGAAAGAAUUAAAUGAAGAAGCAAAAGAAAAUGAAAGAGAUGAUAUAAUGAAAAAUGAAGAUAUAAAAGUAAUGAGUUAA